AUGUCGUCUUCCCUCAAGACUUCAGCGCGACCCGGCGGACCCGCCUCGCUCCAGUCUAAGACAGAAAGACCAACUGCGAAGAGAAAUGCUCUAGCUGAAAUACAACCACGGGCGCAGCCUGCAUCUGUCUCACCUUACAAUCGCGCCCAAGGUCCUGCGAGCUCGUCACCACGACUGCCACAUCACGAGUCGCUCAAACCCGAGGGGAAUCUAUCCAUUCGCGAGAAAGCCGCAGGCAAACGCACCGUCAUCGAAAAUAAGCGGCUGUCGACUGUAGCGGAUGAUAUUGUCUCAGAGAGCAAGAGAGACUCACAAGUCUCGACAACUUCGGCAACAUCUGUCACUGUGAAGGGAAAAAGAAAGACUCACGUUGGACCAUGGCAGUUAGGGAAGACCUUAGGCAAGGGCGCCACUGGCCGAGUUCGUCUGGCAAAACAUGCAGGGACAGGACAAACCGCGGCAGUCAAGAUCGUCUCCAAGAAGUCUGCCGCACUUGUUCAAAGUGCAAGUAUGGCCCGUAUGGACGACGAAGACAUGGCUUCGAUGAUUGCUACCGGUCCCCGAACCAUGCCCUUUGGGAUCGAACGCGAAGUUGUUAUCAUGAAGUUAAUUGAGCACCCCAACAUCAUUAAUCUCUACGACAUUUGGGAGAACCGCGGUGAGCUUUACUUGGUCCUUGAAUAUGUCGCAGGUGGCGAGCUGUUCGACUAUGUUUCCGGCAACGGAGCUCUGCCUGAAGAUGAAGCGGUCAGACUUUUCCGUCAGAUUAUUGCUGGUCUUUCAUAUUGUCAUCGUUUCAACAUCUGUCACCGCGAUCUCAAACCAGAGAACAUUCUCCUCGACAGCAACCGAAAUAUCAAAUUGGCAGACUUUGGGAUGGCGGCCUUGCAACCGGAUGGGACGUGGCUCAAUACCUCGUGCGGCAGCCCACACUAUGCAGCUCCUGAGAUCAUACAAGGCAACCAAUAUCGUGGCGACAAGGCUGAUAUCUGGAGCACUGGGAUCAUUUUGUAUGCAAUGCUCAACGGUUUCCUGCCCUUUGAUGGGGGGACACUCGCCAACACUUUACGCUUGGUUAAGAAAGGAGAAUAUUUCCUACCUCCAAAUUUGAGUAUCGAAGCCGCAGAUCUCAUACAGCGCAUCUUACAAAAGCGACCAGAAAAGAGAAUCACAAUGGAAGAGAUCUGGGCCCAUCCGCUUCUCAAGAAGUAUGAGAAAUAUCACGCAAGCUUGGUGGCACCCGCACCGCUCAUCGGCGCAGCUCCACCUCUCAGUAUCGAGGCACAAGGCCGGCGCGUCACCAAACGUUCCGAUAUCGAUGCGGAAAUACUGAGAAACCUGUCGACGCUAUGGCAUGGCAAGAAACCAGAUGAGUUGAUCAAACAACUGAUGAGCGAGGAGCCAAACCAUGAGAAGCUUUUCUAUUGGGCACUGGUCAAGUUUCGAGAUGAUCAACUCGAGAAUUACCCAGGCGACCCUCUGCACUACUCUGCCAGUGACUAUCACCAUGUGAGCAAGCCUACACCCAAACCUAAGCGUGCACCAAACGGUCGUGGACACAACCGACGAGCUUCUCAAUUCUCCAUUGUUAGCGACGACAACAAUAGGCGAGAUGGCUAUUACAAAAAUCCUGGCACUGCGGCAAGCAAGGCUACUCAGAGCAGCUAUGAUCCUUAUCGAGCAUCGAGGACGCCAAUUGCAGGCGAUGCUCAUGAGCCGCCAACAGUCGUUGUCAGGUAUCGACCAACCACUCCAGGAGCGCGGUCAGUAAGCUCCGCUGGCAGCGUGAGGCACAAGGUUGUGGAGAGAUUGAGACCUGAUGUUCCUGCUCUCCCAACUUUCACAUCGGAAGAACUUGAGAGACUGAUUCAGAAGAAGCGUGCUUCAUAUUCCACAGCAACAUCCAAAAGCUCUCUGUCCAGUGCUCGACGCGCACCAGGUAUCCGAACGUCCGUGAGCUACAAGCGACAAGUCAGUUUCCAACAUCGACGACAGCAUUCCCAUGGUACCUCAACUCCUCACGCUCGCGCGCUGCUUUCCGACAAUUAUCUUGCGGACCGUCCUGGCACUCGCGGUACCACGAGCGGAAGAUCCGAGACGCAGAGCAAUCCGAGUCUACCAACACCUCCCCAAGCCUACCGACCACGCAAAUCCAGCUCCGAGAUUGACGUGAAGAAGCCACGUGUUGCUAGCUGUUACUGGAAAGACGAAACACGCAAAGUCAGUGCUGAACUGGGCAAAAUCUGUGAAGAAGCCUUCAAUCGAUCAUCGGUAUCUACCGUCAGCGAAGUCAGCCCAGCGCCCCCAUUGGAGUCCUCGGCGACAUCCAUGGCAGCACAUGCUUACAGAGUACCGGCUACUAUCCGUGAUCGCCCCCUCCCUGCGACACCGAUCCUCCAAGAACUGACGGAACGUCGAGAGAAGAUCAUCGAGACUUGGGGAGAUGCCGAUCCAAAUGUUCUGGCCGAUAUGCUGGCUGCUGUUGAUAAGCGCAUUGAUGCCGAGUUGAGCAAGGAGGGCAAGGGUGACAAGCGAGCGGCUUCUGAUCCAACACAUGGGGCUGCACCAAGCAGGUAUCGUCGUCCUAUCUCUCCAGUCGACACUAUGGAAGACCUGAAGCGCAACCGUGAGGAUAGCUCUAGAGCAGCAUCGGAUCCCGUCAACUUGAAGACCCCUCAGGUGUCAAAGGACACCACAAUUCGCCUCGUAACUCCAGACCCAACUUCGCCCUUCGCUCGCAUUGAGCCACUUCGAGUCAACAAGAACAAAGCUGCCCCUAUCAACUCCCUCAGAGGUGGACCGGCUGAAUCUUAUGAACGCGUGGGAUACGACACACGGUUGUAUGGGAAACGAGGACUUGACACGAUCGAUGAGAAUCCCGGAUCGCCAAAGAAGAACCGUUUCCAAACGUCGUCUAACGGCGCACGAAAAUGGUCCUGGCUCGGUAAACGUGGAUCUGGUCCACAGGAUCCCUUGGAUUCUUACAAGUCUUCAGACGAGAUCACACAAGAAACUGUUUCCAACGCCUCCCAGAUUGUACAGCCAAGCGAGUCAGGCAACUCUUCCACCCUUUCGACUGCAAAAGGGAGCGAACCACAGUCGGCUGAUAUCGAGUUGCAUCUGGAAAAGAAGAGAAAAUGGUUCCAGAAGAUGUUCGCGAGACCACCCAAGUCGAAGGACGGUGUUCCCGCCAACCCCAUUGGACAUCACAUUGUACGAGAUCUAUCAGACGGCUUAGACCCCAACGAACCGCAUCUAGAGAUCCACACCGAUAGCACGGUCAGAGCCCAGAAGUCUUAUCCUCCGGCGACCAGUGUCGAUGCCGCCCUGGCAGCGGCUUCAGUUGGUCCUAUUGAAAUCAACCAGAACUGGUUCGCCAAAUUCUUCCAUAUCAAGCCCGCGACUCGUGUGGUUUGUCUUCAGAUUAGCAAGGCCAAAGCCAAGAAAGAGCUUGUCAAGAUUUUGAAAGAGUGGCGGAAAUACGGACUGAGGGAUGUGGUGUCAGAACGACGAGGAGGUAGUGACGUUGUCCGAGGGCGCGUCGAUGCGUCAAACUACCUACAACUCAAGCCCGUUCACUUCCACGCCUAUCUGUAUUCGGUCCUUGAACACGGUCGAAAAGCGAAUUUGAGCAUUAUGAAGUUUACCCAAGAAAAGGGUGCAGCGAGCAGUUUUUACAAAGUUGUCGAUACUCUUGAGGCCGUCUUGAAGGAGCGGCACUUGUUGGUUCCUGAUACGCAGCGCAAGAAGGCCAUUGAGCGCAGUCUUAAGGAUGCAGGUUUGUGA
This is a messenger RNA of Fonsecaea pedrosoi CBS 271.37, 3786 nucleotides long. RefSeq lists its product as uncharacterized. Gene Ontology annotation, molecular function: protein serine/threonine kinase activity; ATP binding. Bases 1 to 3786 code for a protein of 1261 amino acids. The transcript has 2 exons. Gene Ontology annotation, biological process: intracellular signal transduction; protein phosphorylation. NCBI's taxonomy places the organism in Eukaryota, Fungi, Ascomycota, Eurotiomycetes, Chaetothyriales, Herpotrichiellaceae. The record is from RefSeq and is a predicted model, not a curated record. Gene Ontology annotation, cellular component: cytoplasm.